Messenger RNA from Entrophospora candida, 1251 nucleotides. NCBI's taxonomy places the organism in Eukaryota, Fungi, Glomeromycota, Glomeromycetes, Entrophosporales, Entrophosporaceae. The record is from the annotation of a GenBank genome assembly.
AUGGUAGAAUCUUCAUUGUUAUCAGGAAUUUUUUCCUCAAAUCCAUAUUUUUCAGCAGGAGUUGGAGUUAUCGGGGUAGGAGCAGGCCUAGCAGCCUUAAGAAAAGGGUUGAUGUAUGGACUUACCAUAACGCGUAGACAAAUGCUUGUAUCUCUAGAGAUUCCUUCAAGAGACAAGUCAUAUCAAUGGUUUUUGCAAUGGAUGUCACAACAGUCCAAACAGCGAAUACAUCAAUAUGCAGUAGAAACUAGUUUUAUACAACAUGACAAUGGUAGUGUUAGUACGGCAUUCAGCUUGGUUCCAGGACCAGGAAAACAUUUCUUUAGAUGGAAAGGUGUGUGGUUACAGGUUGAGCGUCAACGAGAUACAAAGAUGUUGGAUAUGACUUCUGGUAGUCCAUGGGAAACCGUCACGUUGACAACAUUGGCCCGUGACCGACAUUUGUUUGGAGAAUUGUUGAAGGAAGCACAAAAACUAGCAUUAGCUAAACAAGAAGGAAAAACUGUUGUUUUUACUAGUUGGGGGCCUGAAUGGCGACCUUUUGGAUUACCAAGAAAACGUAGAUUAUUAGAUUCGGUGAUAUUAGAUAGAGGAGUUAAAGAAAGGAUAGUUAAAGAUGUCAAAGAUUUUAUUAGCAAUGGCAAAUGGUAUAAUGACAGAGGAAUACCAUAUAGGCGUGGGUAUUUGUUGUAUGGGCCACCAGGAAGUGGUAAAAGUAGUUUUAUACAAGCACUUGCAGGGGAGUUGGAGUAUAAUAUUUGCAUAUUAAACUUGGCAGAAUUGGGAUUAACAGAUGAUCGAUUAAAUCAUUUGAUGAGCAAUGCACCCCAACGAAGUAUUAUAUUAUUAGAAGAUAUUGAUGCAGCUUUUAACCCAAAGCAAUUGCCGACAACUACAACAGAAAAACAGCAAUAUCGUGGAAGCGGAUUAUUAAAUGCAUUGGAUGGAGUGGCAUCAUCUGAAGAGCGUAUAAUAUUUAUGACAACUAAUCAUUUGGAACAUCUUGACAAUGCAUUGAUUAGACCUGGUAGAGUUGAUGUCAAAGAGUUGUUUGAUAAUGCAAGUGAAUACCAGAUUCAUAAUAUGUUUUUAAGAUUUUAUGAGGGGGCAGAUAUGUUGGCAGAUGAAUUUGUUAAGAGAGUGAGAGGUAAAGGAGUGAGUACAGCCCAAUUACAAGGACAUUUUGUGUAUUAUAAAAACAAUGCAAAAGCAGCAGUUGCAAAUUCAGAUUCUGUUAUGAAGAAUUGGUAA